CGAGGAGUUGGGCGCAGCCUGGAGCAGCGGCUUGCGCUCCUGAAGGCUGACCUCCGGCGGCUCAGUGAUCCGAAGCAGAGGCUCAUGCCUUGCGUCUGGGAUGCCUGGGUGGGGUUGACCAGGCAGCCCAGGAAGCGCCGGCAGCCAGCAUUGCAGACGCGUGCAGUGCAGCGCGUUGCCUUUGCCGCAGCGCGCUGCCUCCGAGCCUGGGCGGAGGCAGCGAGGCCUCUUCGGCAAGCCGGGACACCUGACCAGGUGCUGGCCGGGAAGAGCUUGCACCCUGCUCUGGAACGGCUGGCUGCAGGCUGCCUGAGAGUUUCUGCCUUGGGCAUAGGCCUCUACGAGCUUGAGCGGAGCUCUGCAGCCAAGGAGUCGGAGCUUCUGCGCCUUGCCACGCGCCUCAGCCGAGCACUCUUUGAGGAACUCCAGGAUGCCCGGCACUCGCUGGCCUAUGCCCAGGAGCGCCUGUCCCACUUGCAGAUUCUUGUGGCCAAUGAUCGCCGCAAGCAGAUGAGCCGCCACCAUGCUUGA
Symbiodinium necroappetens is the source of this 531-nucleotide messenger RNA. Lineage: Eukaryota; Dinophyceae; Suessiales; Symbiodiniaceae. The record is from the annotation of a GenBank genome assembly.